AUGCCUCCAGUUAAAGACGUCUACAUCGCGGUCAUUGGUGCUGGAGGAGUAGGAAAAUGCUUCCUCUCGCAACUCGAAACCCUCUCCAAUCGCCUUACCAAGAACACAUCCUCCCUAAAACUCUCCCUCGUCCUCGUCUCCCGAAGCAAAAAGACGCUCUACAGCCCUCAAUACACCGCCCUCCCCUACUCGAACCUCGCAAGCAGCCUCGACUCAUCCACACAAGAACCACUCUCCUUGCCAAAGAUCAUCGAAUAUCUGGCCGCCGCUCCAGCUAAGGUUGUGCUUGUUGAUAACACCAGCUCGCAAGAUGUCGCGGAUGCAUAUCCGCAGGUUCUUGAGAAAGGGAUUAGCAUUGUAACACCGAAUAAGAAAGCUUUCUCUGGGUCAUAUAAGCUAUGGCAAGAUAUUUUCAGUGCUGCUUCUACUUCGGGGGCGAAGGUCUACCAUGAGAGUUCUGUUGGUGCUGGGUUGCCUGUUAUUUCUACACUUAAGGAACUAGUGGAUACUGGAGAUGAAGUGACGAGAAUUGAGGGUGUGUUCAGUGGUACAAUGAGCUUCUUGUUUAAUAGCUUUGCACCAACAGAGGGUAAGGGAGGCAAGUGGUCCGAAGAGGUUAAGAAGGCUAAGGACUUGGGGUAUACGGAGCCAGAUCCAAGGGAUGACUUGAAUGGGUUGGAUGUUGCGAGGAAGUUGACGAUUCUGGCAAGACUAGCUGGACUGCAAGUUGAAUCCCCGACUUCCUUCCCGGUUCAGAGCUUGAUCCCAAAGGAGUUAGAGAGUGUUGGGAGUGGUGAAGAGUUUAUGCAGAGGCUGCAUGAGUUUGAUGGCCAGAUGGAGGACGUGAAGGUGCAAGCUGAGAAAGAGGGAAAGGUUGUGAGGUUUGUGGGGAGUAUUGAUGUGGGGAAAAAGGAGGUGAAGGUUGGGUUGGAGAAGUUUGAUCGUUCUCAUCCAAUUGCUGCGUUGAAGGGAAGUGACAACAUCAUUAGCUUCUACACAAAGCGGUACGGAGCCAAUCCCCUUAUCAUCCAAGGCGCUGGAGCUGGAGGAGAAGUCACCGCUAUGGGCGUCACUGGCGAUCUGAUCAAAGUCCUUGAACGACUCUCCUAA
Hyaloscypha bicolor E is the source of this 1110-nucleotide messenger RNA. RefSeq lists its product as uncharacterized. Gene Ontology annotation, molecular function: NADP binding; aspartate kinase activity; homoserine dehydrogenase activity. Gene Ontology annotation, biological process: L-homoserine biosynthetic process; aspartate family amino acid biosynthetic process. The transcript is spliced from 2 exons. NCBI's taxonomy places the organism in Eukaryota, Fungi, Ascomycota, Leotiomycetes, Helotiales, Hyaloscyphaceae. Bases 1 to 1110 code for a protein of 369 amino acids. The record is from RefSeq and is a predicted model, not a curated record.